Leishmania braziliensis MHOM/BR/75/M2904 is the source of this 1023-nucleotide messenger RNA. RefSeq names its product putative protein kinase. The coding region runs from base 1 to 1023 and encodes 340 amino acids. Gene Ontology annotation, cellular component: cytoplasm. Gene Ontology annotation, molecular function: protein serine/threonine kinase activity; ATP binding. The record is from RefSeq and is a predicted model, not a curated record. Lineage: Eukaryota; Euglenozoa; Kinetoplastea; Trypanosomatida; Trypanosomatidae. The transcript has a single exon. Gene Ontology annotation, biological process: protein phosphorylation.
AUGGGCAAUUACUUUUCCCUGUGCCCUCAAGCUGUUCAUGGUCUCCUUAGCUUCAACGGUAUAGGUGCGUUCUCGAGUGCACAUCCAACUGGGGUGGUCGUUAGAGGCGUGGACUAUUCAGCGGUGAAAUUGAUCGGCGAGGGAGGAUACGCUUUCGUGUACGAAGGAUAUAACAAUGCCACUGGUCAACGGGUUGCUUUGAAGCGCUAUGUAUUCACGGAAACGCAGCAGCAGCAGGUAGUUGUGAAUGAGAUGAACAUUUACCGUGAUGUCUGUCCCAAUGACUAUAUAGUGACGUACCUUGACUCUGAAAUGCUUUAUCGGCCCGGGCUACCGUUGCCAGAGAUGUGGGUCGUGAUGGAGUUCUGUGACGGUCCUUCCUUGCAGGAGUACAUUAAUAAUCGACUUCAGUCCCCUCACCCUUUCUCGGCGCGUGAGGUGUUUGAAAUUGUCGACAAUCUUCUUCAUGCAAUCGGUCACUUGCACUCACAAUCGCCGCCCGUUUCCCACUGGGACAUUAAGCCUGACAAUUUCUUGUUCACUGAGACUGGGCGGCUCAAACUCUGUGAUUUUGGAAGUGCAACGCGAAUGUUCUACGCACCCAAGUCAGUGGAAGAGGUGUCUGUUGCUGAGUCGGAGUUGGGUUCAAGGAUGACACUUCUCUACCGGCCGCCGGAGUCACUGGAUCUAUGGUCGAAGGACCGCGUCGACACCAAAGCUGACAUCUGGGCGCUUGGCGUCAUCAUUUAUGUGCUGGUGUUUCGCGAAAUGCCGUUUGAGGCAAAUUCGAUGGAGAUAAUGGCAGGAGUGCCGAAGAGAUACAAAGGCAACGCAGAGGACAGCUGUCCCGAGGACUUUAGACCGCUCAUGAACGUUGUGCGCACAAAGAUGCUCACAAAAAAACCCGCAGACCGUGCCGACAUCUUUAGCAUCUCUGAAGAGUUAGAAAGUAUUACACACUUACCGCCGCUAUCACGCCCACGGCCUGGGUUACAGAGUGCGCAACGAUCGCGCUUCGCCUAA